Messenger RNA from Poecilia reticulata (guppy), 585 nucleotides. RefSeq names its product thioredoxin-like. The record is from RefSeq and is a predicted model, not a curated record. Gene Ontology annotation, molecular function: protein-disulfide reductase activity. NCBI's taxonomy places the organism in Eukaryota, Metazoa, Chordata, Actinopteri, Cyprinodontiformes, Poeciliidae.
AUGUUUAUAUACAGGUAUUCUGUACCUUACAGCCGUCAGUUUCCAGUGGUUGCCUGGCAUCUCUAAACAGUAAUCAUGGUUAAAUUCGUGAAAACUUUGGAAGAGUUCAACAAAAUCCUGGGUGAAGCAGGAAACAAACUGGUGGUGGUGGACUUCACAGCUACGUGGUGUCCUCCCUGCCAAAUGAUCGGUCCAGUAUUUGAAAAACUGGCGGAAGAUUCUGCAAACAAAGAUGUGAUUUUCUUGAAGGUGGAUGUGGAUGACGCUUCAGAUGUGAGCCAGAGCUGCGGAAUCAAAGCCAUGCCUACAUUCCAAUUCUACAAAAAUGGAAAGAAAGUGGAUGAGUUUUGUGGCGCUGAUAAGAAUAAACUGGGGAAAAAAAUCGAACAGCUGAGGCAGUAGUCCUGCUGAUCAAUCCACACAUGACCACACUGCGCUGCUUCCUUCAGUGUUUGUAUGGACCACCCUUAAUAAUGGGCCACAAUUGGAUUAGAUCCUGAUUAGUGACAUUUUAUAACUGGGCCUUGACCAUAAAAUGUUCUGAAUGUUUUCAAAAAUGUGGAUUUAAUAAAUGAUGAAUCACCA